AUGUUAGAUUACUCUGCUCUUGGUUUACAAGAUGAUGACAAUUCAGAAACAUACUGGGCUAAAGUGUUCCGUCUUAAAAACAGUGCAGGUCAUGGAAUGUUUUUAAAUUUGAAAUAUGCAAUAAGCCUAUUGUUCCUUUUAUCCUUUUCGAAGGCAUCUGACGAAAUAAAAUUUAGCGUUCUGAAGAAUUUGAAAACAGAAAAUCAUAAUUGGCUGCAGAAUGAUACUGUUGUGGCGCUUAUGACCACUAAAGACGGUGGCCUGUUCAGUUACUUUAGGGGAUUGCUGGGAGCAAGGGAAAUGAGAAUAUUGAUACUUGGCUUGGACGGCGCCGGAAAAACCACUAUACUUUAUAAACUUCAAGUCGGAGAAGUGGUUACAACUAUACCAACUAUUGGGUUCAAUGUAGAACAAGUAACAUAUAAAAACCUCAAGUUUCAAGUGUGGGAUCUUGGUGGUCAGACCAGUAUUAGGCCUUAUUGGCGAUGUUACUAUGGGAACACAGAUGCAAUAAUUUAUGUUGUAGACUCUGCUGAUAGAGACCGAAUAGGAAUAUCAAAAGAUGAACUGGUUCACAUGUUAAGAGAAGAGGAACUAGCCAAUGCAAUUCUUGUGGUGUUAGCAAAUAAACAAGACAUGGCUGGUUGCUUGACUGUGGCUGAAGUUCAUCAGGCUUUAGGUCUGGACGCCCUGCGUGACCGUACCUUUCAAAUCUUCAAGACUUCUGCAGUAAGAGGAGAGGGAUUAGACCAAGCAAUGGAUUGGCUGUCAAAUGCUUUGCAGGCUAGAAAAUAACAUCAAAGAUAGAUUGUAUGAAAAGGAUAGUGAAAUAAAAUGCGGCUGAACUGAAUGUGUGAGAGGGACAGAUGAUAAGUUAGUGAUCUAUUACGCCAUUAACUUUAGUACUUAGUGUUGUCACUGAAAAUUUGUGAGUGUUCACAAUAUAUAUUUUUAUUUAUAAAUUUUAACCAUAAUAAAACAAUACUGAGUAGUUAUUUGUUCUUUCCUAUAUUAUAAACAUUAUUGGCAGUAUAUCUUGUCAUAAGAAAAUUAAGAUGAGUUUAUAUAUUUUUUUUAUUUGUAGUAUUUAUAGGUGCUUACUUUAUUCUAUUUAAAAAUUAUGUAUAGUAAUCAGUUUAGAGCCAUAACUUUACCUAAUAUUUCUACAUUUACAUCAAUGGCAUUAUCAUUAAAUUAAUGUGUGAUAUUAUUUAAUUAAAUAAAUGAAAGCUUAUUCCGAGCUCGGAAUAGUUUGUAUGAAUGAAAUAUGUAAUUCUGAUUUCUAAUCAACCAACCUGUUUGAAAAUUAUUCUUUACAGUCUGUCUGUUUUUAUAUUAUCAAAUGAAAUAUGAGAUUUGUCUUCUAUAAUACGGCAUAAUAUUAAAA
Messenger RNA from Diatraea saccharalis (sugarcane borer), 1387 nucleotides. The record is from the annotation of a GenBank genome assembly. Lineage: Eukaryota; Metazoa; Arthropoda; Insecta; Lepidoptera; Crambidae.